Molecule: messenger RNA, 3758 nt
Organism: Megalops cyprinoides (Indo-Pacific tarpon)
Lineage: Eukaryota; Metazoa; Chordata; Actinopteri; Elopiformes; Megalopidae
Gene: nrbp1
Product: nuclear receptor binding protein 1
Exons: 18
Coding region: 167-1771 (534 amino acids)
Biological process (GO): endoplasmic reticulum to Golgi vesicle-mediated transport; intracellular signal transduction; protein phosphorylation
Cellular component (GO): cytoplasm; endomembrane system
Molecular function (GO): ATP binding; protein kinase activity
Source: RefSeq, a predicted model, not a curated record
CGUCGAUACCACGCCAGAAGUGGAUAUAUCUUUUUCCACUGCGUCGGAGCUGGGAAAAUCUUACACCUCAACAAUCAAAGGCCUCAGGACAAGGGCAUUGACACCGAAGUAGCCGAGUGACCAGAGGCACAAGAAAGGGGAGGGCCACAGGCUCGGACGGGAAGUGAUGUCGGAGGGAGACGGGAAGCCAGCCCCGCCCUCGGCCCCGGACGCCAAGCCGGAGUCGACGGCCACGGCGCCCGUCACCCAGGGGGUGUCGUCCGUGUCCCCUCCGGUCUCGGCCGUGGCCCAGGCGCCGCCCGCCACCGCCACCGAGGACGAGGAGGAGGAGAGCGAGGAUGAGUCGGAGAUCCUGGAGGAGAGCCCGUGCGGGCGCUGGCAGAAGCGCAGGGAGGAGGUGAACCAGCGCAAUGUCCCCGGAAUCGACAGUGCCUACCUGGCCAUGGACACGGAGGAGGGCGUGGAGGUGGUGUGGAACGAGGUCAUGUUCUCCGAGAGGAAGAACUUCAAGCUUCAGGAGGAGAAAGUCAAAGCAGUUUUUGAUAACUUGAUCCAGCUGGAGCAUGUCAAUAUCGUCAAGUUCCAUAAAUACUGGGCAGAUGUGAAGGAGAACCGAGCACGGGUCAUAUUUAUCACAGAGUACAUGUCUUCAGGAAGCUUGAAACAGUUUCUGAAAAAGACCAAGAAAAACCACAAGACCAUGAAUGAGAAGGCCUGGAAGCGCUGGUGUACUCAGAUCCUGUCUGCUCUCAGUUACCUCCACUCCUGCGAUCCCCCCAUCAUCCAUGGCAACCUGACCUGCGACACCAUCUUCAUCCAGCACAACGGGCUGAUCAAGAUCGGCUCAGUGGCUCCAGACACCAUCAACAACCAUGUCAAAACCUGCCGGGAGGAGCAGAAGAACUUGCACUUUUUUGCACCGGAAUACGGAGCUGUAGCAGAUGUCACUACAGCGGUCGAUAUUUAUUCCUUCGGAAUGUGCGCCUUAGAGAUGGCUGUGCUUGAAAUCCAAAGCAACGGAGAGUCUUCAUAUGUAUCACAAGAAGCUAUUAAUAGUGCCAUUCAGUCCCUGGAGGACCCCCUGCAGAGAGAGUUCAUACAGAAGUGUCUGGAGGCAGACCCUGGUAAACGGCCCACAGCAAAGGAGCUGCUGUUCCACCAGGCUCUGUUCGAGGUGCCACUGCUCAAGCUGCUGGCCGCCCACUGUAUUGUCAGCCAUCAGCACAUGAUCCCUGAAAAUGCUUUAGAAGAAAUAACCAAGAACAUGGACCCCAACCUCGUGAUUGUUGAGGGCAAGGAAGGGGUUCAGAUGAAGCUUUCCCAGUUUCCAGCUCUUGAGUUGGAUAAGUUCCUAGAGGAUGUGAGGAAUGGGAUCUACCCCCUCACAGCAUUUGGGAUGCCCUGCCCACAGCAGCCCCAGCAGGAGGCGGUAAAGUCACCCAUCGUACCCCCCUCUGUCAAGACACCCACGCCAGAACCUGCAGAGCUGGAGACCAGGAAGGUACUUCAAAUGCAGUGCAAUAUCGAGCCAGUUGACGAAGGGGCAAAGCAUCAUCUUACCUUAUUACUGAAACUGGAAGACAAGUUAAACAGGCAUCUAAGCUGUGAUUUGUUACCAAAUGAGAAUGUGCAGGAACUCGCAGUGGAGCUGGUUCAGCUGGGGUUUAUCAGCGAGGGGGAUCAGAUGCGCCUGGCUUCAGUCCUAGAAGAGGCUUUCACCAAGUUCUACAGCCGCAACGGCUCCCUGAACCCGGUCACGGUGUCUUCGUAGCAGGACCGCACCGCAACCCCCGCGCCCGGCGGCAGGGCCCCUCUGCCCUCCCCCCUCGCAGCACGGGCAGGGCGUGGCAGAGGAUGAUGGGAUAGGUUAGCAGCGACAUGGGGAGGGGAGCCUCCCCCCCUUUCUCGGCCUAUUCCCAGCUGUUUCUCUGUCUGUCCUCCUGGAGGGGGGACAAGCCUGCCUCCAGGUCCUCUUCUUUUCUUUCUCAGUGUAGACUUCUGCCUCUGUGUUCAAAAAAAAAUAAUAAAUCAAUAAAAAACAACAAAAAAACUACAAAAACCCAAAACCGACAGUUCUAAUUAAAGUCAGUAUUACAAGCUGUAUUUGAAAGCUGUUUUUGCCUACCUGUGCAGCGGUUUGGUAGCUGUAUGUUAUCGAGCACAGCCUUGUUCUCUGUUCUCACCAACAAUAUGCAUGGUCUCUCUGCGCUGAAUCCUCUUCACUCCUUCAAACUGCAUCAGGUGUGCAAUUUUAGCUUUGUGCUCUUUAUCUCUCUCUCACUCUCACUUAGUUUACACUUAAGUUUCCACCACCCUUCUCCCUCUCACUCAGAAUCAGUUCCCCUUUUGAAGCGUCAUGUUAUAAAGGUGUCAUAAUAUAUCUUUUUUUUUUUUUUUUUAAUCUAUUGUAUUUUUUAUGAACAAAAAAAGCGUUUACUGUGGUCUUAAUUAACCACGUACCCAAUGAGUCUGAGCCAGGAUUGGGAAUGGGAGACUAUCACGGGCAGAGAUAAUAAAAAGAAUGAAAAAAAAAUCAAUUUGGUCUGUCUGUUACGUACAUAAUCCACUUAUCUGAAGGCUGGAGUUUCAACUCAGAAGUUGCUAGGGGGGGUUUCUUUUUCUGUGAAUGUAGGUUUCCAAUUGCUGAAUAACUUGCUAUGUAUCAGAAAUUUCUAGAAGAAAUGCACUUAACUUGACCAUUGUCUGUUUCUCAUUGAUAUUUAAAAUCCUUUGCUCUCCGCAGCGAGUGUAUACACAUAGUACUAUCAAAUCUAAAUCCUUUGGGCCUUUUGGUUAAGAUCACGUGUGGUAUUUUAUCAAUUUUAUCUGUGGUAUUUUAUCUGAUUUAUUGUUCUUUGCGGGGCUACAUAUACAGAUUUUUUUAGGAUGCGGAGCUUCCUCCAAUAAUUGACUGGUGUUGUAAAAACUCUGCAAUGCAUUGACAAUGAAAUAAACCUAACUGUAAUUCUUUGGCCAGAUUUACAGUUUCCCUGAUUUUUGUUUUAAUCCAUUCUGUUAUAUGCAGGUAGAUCAGAAAGAAUUUAAGUUUCUAAGUUAAGUCAACCUUCCAGUUGAGUCUCCAAGUCAGUUUUCCCAUUUAAUGUUCCAUUCUUUUAAAAGACCAUGGUGAAGGAAAGUGCUUUUUUUCCAGGAACAACCACAGGAACAAGAGUCGAGGUGUGCAUUCCAAAGAAAUGUAGAAAGUCGUGUAACAGCUGAUCAACGGAUCAGUAGUGGAGUCACCUGCCUUAUCUUUUUUGUUGUUUUUUUUUUUUUUGUUCUCCAAAACAGUCAUUUUGCUGGGAAAUAGCAAAGCACAGAAGCUUGAUCCAACUUACUGUAACUACUAACUUACUGUAAGUGUAUCGGUGACUUACUGUAAGCUAUUAAGACACUCAGUGACUCUGUUUACUCGUGUGCUGUCUGAUGGAAGGUCCCACUUGCUGCUAGUUUGUAUUAUUGUAGUAUUUCCAUGUUUUUAUUACUUUUACUCUUUUCCCCCUGCAAGAAGCGCUUCAUCAGUUUCUGUAGGGAGGGUCCACCAGCAGGUUGGUUGACAGAUAUGGUAGGCGGGGUGUCUUGCCUGUUGCCCUGGGUGAUCUGUUGAUUGGCGCACAAGGUGGAGCGGAUCUGUGAAGGCCUGCACGGGGCUGUGUUGGUCGUGUGUGAUUCGCUGGGCAUAUCUUGUAACUGCUUCUGCAACACGAGUCUCCUGUUUUUUAUUUGUAUCAUUUUCUUGAAGUAAAUAUGAGACGUAC